AGGAAGACUAUGGUCAUGUGAUCAUUUAUGUGGACUCAACUUGUCUUGUUUUCGUUGUCGUUAUUUUAGGACUAACGUGUUGUCUUCUGAAACAAAAUGAAACAAAAUUCCAAUGUGCCCGCUUUUCUUACUAAGCUAUGGAGUUUAGUCGAGGAUGCCGCUACCAACGAAUUCAUCAGUUGGAGCCAGAAUGGCCAGAGCUUUCUUGUGUUGGAUGAGCAGCGAUUUGCCAAAGAAAUACUCCCAAAAUAUUUUAAGCACAACAACAUGGCAAGCUUUGUCAGGCAGCUUAACAUGUAUGGCUUUCGCAAAGUUAUUCAUAUGGACACAGGCAUUGUGAAACAGGAACGUGAUGGUCCAAUUGAAUUUCAGCAUCCAUUUUUCAAGCAAGAGCAAGAUGACUUGCUGGAAAAUAUUAAAAGAAAGGUUUCUUCAGCAAGACCUGAGGACAACAUAAUUUGCCAAGAAGACCUCACAAAGAUCCAGUCCAGUGUCCAGAAUGCGCAAGCAAAACAGGAAGGUCUUGAAUUGAUGCUUACAACAUUGCAAAGGGAGAAUGAAGCACUAUGGAGAGAGGUGUCUGAUCUGAGACAGAAGCAUGCUAAUCAACAACAAGUCAUAAAAAAGAUUAUACAGUUCAUCAUUUCAUUGGUUCAAAAUAACCGAGUGGUGAGCUUAAAGCGCAAAAGACCUUUAUUGAUGAACAACAAUGGAAGCAAAUCAAAAUUCAUCCAUCAGGUUUAUGAGGAGGGUUCUACCAGCAGCCUCAGUGGUUUAAAGAAAAAACAGGGAACCUCUGAUGAUGUUGCUAUCUGUGAUAUUACUGAUGAUGCUGCAGAAGACUUAAAAAAGCCGGAGGGCACCACCCAAAGAAAUCAGGAGAUCAAAAAUACAACUAACAUGGUUGAAACCAUUCAAGAGGAAGAUGGCAGUUGUGAUGACGUGGUAAUUGUGAACGGUGAAAAAAGUGAAAAGUCAACAAGCUUACCUACAGCUGAGACUCUUGAAACUUCUUCAGCCAUUUCUGAAAGUACUCCCUUGGCCAGCAGUGCUCUCCAAACAAACAAACAGCCUGCACUUAGUUCGGAAGAUCCUGUGAAAAUGAUGGAUUUAAUUCUAAAUGAAAAUGGAGCCCUUUCACAGAAUAUUAGUCUUCUGGGCAAAGUUGAACUGAUGGACUAUUUGGACAGUAUUGACUGUAGCUUAGAAGAUUUCCAGGCCAUGUUGCACGGGAAACAGUUCAGUAUUGAUCCUGAUCUCCUGCUCGAUCUCUUCAAUCCAAAUUGCCAGGUGAACACAAGCGAUUUUAACAUCUGCACUACAAAUGGGACAGAACCUCCUAAGGAUGACUUAAUGUCCAAAGAAAACAACAAUUCUGAAACCUAUGCUGAUAAACAGUUGAUCCAGUACAAAUCCUGUCCCCACAUGGCUUUCCUGGAUGGAUGUUCCACUUUGAUCUCUGAAACAAACACUCUCAUUCCUGAAUUAAGUGAAUCACAGUUGCUGCACCCUAAAGAAUCAAGUGAUAUUCUUGACACCACUUUUGAAUUGGAGGAAACUUCUCGGAGCAAGCUGAUUAGGCUGGAGCCCCUGACUGAAGCUGAAGCCACUGAAGCAACUCUGUUCAAUUUAUGUGAACUGAGUCCUGUAGAAACACCUAUUUUGGAAAUGUGAAGUAAGAGUGAGGGUAUGCUGCUUGUAAAUAUUCAUCAAAAUGAUGAACUGUGUAUUUGCUAGUAUCUUUUGGUACUUUUCUGUGCAAAUACUAAGAGUAGUAUAUAUUUUUUUCAUUAUUUGAUUUUGCAAAUAAAUGUACUGUUAAUUCCAGGCCAUAGCUGAUGUAACCUACCUUCACAAAUGUCAAACCUAGCCAAUUUACAUAAUUGAGCGAUUUUGUUUUGCAGAUUGGUAGUAAUGGUAUGUACAGUACAUUGCUGUUCAUUGUUACCAGCAGUGAGUGCCAAUGAAAUCCUUUUUAGGCAAAAUUGCUGUAUUUAUAAAUAUUAUCCCAAGGGGGAAAAAAAAGGAGGUUGUAAAAUAUCCUUUUUCAUAUUCAUUAAAUUCCAUAGGACAAAGGUAAAAUGUUAGCCUGAGUACUGUGUCUUUCAUUCUAGGUUAACAUGACAAUUCAGAAAAUCUCCCCAGCUUGUACAAUUUCAGUGUGGUAAUGGACAUUUUCUGUUGCUGGUUGACAUGUUAUUACUUUUUAUAUGAAUUAUUUAUUACUUUGCUGUAAAAGCUCCUGAAAAACAGUUUAAAAUGUUGUUACUGGAUUUUAUAUUGUAAGUUUACAAAAGAAAUGGUAGUGCCUGUAUCUAGUUUCGUUCCUCCUUUGUAAGUUCUGUGUCCUAGUUUUUCAUUAUUUGGAAAUAUAAUGGGCCAACAAUUAAAUGUUUUGCUUUUGAUGUUGUCAUCCUGUAUACAUCCACUGCUACUUGAUGCGACGUGGUUCACAAUAAACUGCUGGUCUUUUUUAA
This is a messenger RNA of Polyodon spathula (Mississippi paddlefish), 2477 nucleotides long. RefSeq names its product heat shock transcription factor 2 (gene hsf2). The coding region runs from base 97 to 1674 and encodes 525 amino acids. Lineage: Eukaryota; Metazoa; Chordata; Actinopteri; Acipenseriformes; Polyodontidae. The record is from RefSeq and is a predicted model, not a curated record. Gene Ontology annotation, biological process: regulation of DNA-templated transcription. The transcript has 13 exons. Gene Ontology annotation, molecular function: sequence-specific DNA binding; DNA-binding transcription factor activity.